Messenger RNA from Gongylonema pulchrum, 201 nucleotides. NCBI's taxonomy places the organism in Eukaryota, Metazoa, Nematoda, Chromadorea, Rhabditida, Gongylonematidae. The record is from the annotation of a GenBank genome assembly.
AUGAUGGACAUUGAUUUAGGAAGGGACCCUUUGCCAAUCCUGUCGAAUGGAUUCCAGAACGGCUUUCGAUAUUACAUCCAUGGUGUUGACGAAGUUUCAUACUUGUCGCACGAAGGUAUAAGCGUAUCACCAGGCUAUAGUGUCGAUUCUGCUUUGGGUCCAAACAAGGUUGGCGGCGCCAUACUUUUUGUAAUCAAAUGA